This is a messenger RNA of Emiliania huxleyi CCMP1516, 2457 nucleotides long. RefSeq lists its product as hypothetical. The coding region runs from base 1 to 2457 and encodes 818 amino acids. The record is from RefSeq and is a predicted model, not a curated record. The transcript has 9 exons. Gene Ontology annotation, molecular function: DNA-directed DNA polymerase activity; DNA binding; 3'-5' exonuclease activity. NCBI's taxonomy places the organism in Eukaryota, Haptophyta, Isochrysidales, Noelaerhabdaceae. Gene Ontology annotation, biological process: double-strand break repair; DNA-templated DNA replication.
AUGGCGAGCCGGGGCCUCGUGUUGCGAGCGACCUCCCUCCUCUUGUGCUUGCUGAUGACUCCUGGACUCGCUUGGCGCGGCCUAGCUCUCGUCGGGCGAGCCGCGCGGCCGCGCACUUCGCGGCUGGCGGCGAGCGCGCGCCGCACGUGGGCGAUAGCCGAGGACGGCAGGUGGGUCUCCAGCGCCGCGGCCACGGCGAGGGGUGCGAACGACGUCGGGUGGAGCGGGCUAUCGCGCGAGGCACGCGCCUCCAGUGACGCCUCCAGCGAGGAGGUCGGCGUGCACGAGGUGAGCGACGCCGCCGAGGCGCGCCGCGUCGCCGCCCUCCUGUGUGCUCGCGACGAGCUGAUCCACGCCUGCGACACCGAGGUGGCGGACCUCGACCUCGGCCGCUCGCCGCUCGGGCAGGGGAGGGUGCUCUGCAUCACCGUCUACUCGGGGCCCGACCUGGACGUCGGCUCGGGGCCCGGGAAGGCCCUCUUCGUCGACACGACCGAGCCGGGCGUGCUCGAGGCCUUCAAGCCCUGGCUUGAGCGUGAGUCUGCGCUCAAGGUCUGGCACAACUAUGGCUUUGACAGGCACGUGCUGUACAACCACGGCGUCGACGUCGUCGGCUUCGGAGGCGACACGAUGCACAUGGCGCGGCUGUGGGACGCGUCCCGCCUCGCGGGCUACUCGCUCGCCGCGCUGACCGAAGAGCUGGUCGGCCGGGCAAAGGCGUCCCCGCUGACGCGGCCGGACUGGGUGCAGUACGCCGUGUACGACGCCAAGGGCGCGCCGCCGCUCGAGCGGCAGGCGCGCCUCUCGCGCAUGGAGUGGCUGCGCACUCGCUCGCUCUUCGACUUUUACACCGAGUAUUGGCGGCCGUUCGGCGAGCUCGGAGCCGUCUCUGCGCCUCUCCCCCUCCCAGGCGAGCUGCUCACCGACAUGGAGCGCGCCGGAGUGAUGGUGGACGUGCGGUCCAAGCUGCCGCUGGCGCAGACGCGCGCCCAGGCCGACCGCGACGCGGCGGAGCUGACGUUUCGCAAGUGGGCGGCGAGGUACACUGAGGCAGCGUGGUACAUGAACGUCGGCUCGGGCACGCAGGUGCAGACCCUGCUCUUCGGCGGCGCGACAAGGCGAAAUUCGGCCGAGGUGUCCGAGCUCAAGGAGGAGCUCGACGCGCGCGGCGUCUCUCGCAAGGGGCUCCGGCUCAAGGCGGACUUGCGGCAGAGGCUCAGCGAGGCGGUGUCGACCAGCGAGGCGGGCGUCAUCGUGGACAGCGGCCGGAAGGAGGUCGAGUUCGAGCUCUCCUCCCUCCAGCUCGAGCACGCUAAGACCACCAAGAGCGGCUGGCCGGCGACAGACGCGGCCGCACUGCGCGAGCUGGCGGGCAGGCCGUCCGAGGACCCUCCCGUGUUCGGGUCGGCGUAUGGUGCGUUCGGCGGGGGCGAGGUCGGCGAGGAGGCGUGCCGUGCGCUCGAGGCGCUCUGCCAGAUGGGCGCCAUCGACACGAUGCUCUCCAACUUCAUCCUUCCGCUGCAAGACUUGGCCGACGGCACGUCGCGCAUCCACUGCUCGCUCAACCUCAACACCGAGACCGGCCGCCUGUCGAGCCGCACCCCCAACCUGCAGAACCAGCCUGCGCUCGAGAAAGACAAGUACCUCAUCCGAGACGCCUUCGUCGCCGCCCCCGGCAAGGCCCUCGUCGUCGCAGACUACGGCCAGCUCGAGCUGCGGCUGCUCGCACACAUGACGGCGUGCACCUCGAUGGUCGAGGCCUUCAAGCUCGGGGGCGACUUCCACUCGCGCACCGCGAUGGGGAUGUUCGACCACGUUCGCCGCGCCGUGGAGGACGGCACCUGCCUGCUCGACUGGGACUACUCGCAGGGCGAGCCUCCCGCGCCGCUGCUCAAGGACCUCUUUGGGUCGGAGCGGAGGCGCGCGAAGACGCUCAACUUCUCGAUCGCGUACGGCAAGACGGCGCACGGCUUGUCCAAGGACUGGGGCGUCUCGAUCGACGAGGCGAAGGAGAUGCUGCGCGCCUGGUACGCGGACCGGCCCGAGGUGCUGCAGUGGCAGAAGGACACCAUCGCGUCGGCGCGAGCGACGGGCGCCACGCGCACCCUCCUCGGCCGCUACCGCACGCUGCCCGGCAUCCAGGGGCGGAACGGCGCCGUGCGCGCGCACAUGGAGCGAGCCGCGAUCAACACGCCCAUCCAGGGCGGCGCGGCGGACAUCAUGACGCUCGCAAUGAUCAAGCUGCAGCGGUCCGAGAAGCUGCGCGAGAUGGGCUUCCGCAACCUGCUGCAGGUGCACGACGAGGUGAUGUUCGAGGGGCCGGCGGAGCUCGCGGACGAGGCGCGCGCCGAGGUGGUGGCGUGCAUGGAGCGGCCCUUCGACGAGAACUUGCCUUCGCUGCUCGUCGAUCUGGUCGUUGACGCAAACACAGCCUCCACGUGGUACGAGGCCAAGUGA